Molecule: messenger RNA, 1395 nt
Organism: Anoplopoma fimbria (sablefish)
Lineage: Eukaryota; Metazoa; Chordata; Actinopteri; Perciformes; Anoplopomatidae
Gene: vsx1
Product: visual system homeobox 1 homolog, chx10-like
Biological process (GO): regulation of DNA-templated transcription
Cellular component (GO): nucleus
Molecular function (GO): DNA-binding transcription factor activity, RNA polymerase II-specific; transcription cis-regulatory region binding
Source: RefSeq, a predicted model, not a curated record
AUGAAGGUUCGUGUCUCGGGGGACUCUGUGAUCAAAGAUAAACAACAUAAUGAAGGUCUCGUGUCUGUCCUCCGGGUCGAGGAGGCCACGCCCCCGCCGCAGCUCUCCCUUCUGAUUGGAUGCCGCUGUGAUCCCCGGAGACCGGGACCCCAUAAAAGGAGCCCGCCGCCCGGCCGGCCCCGGUCUGUCCAUCCUGCUCCUCCUCCUCCUCCUCCUCCUCCUCUCCUCCUCACCUGUAAGGACCAGUUCAGCCUCCAGAUGAGCAGCAUGACGUCACGGGCCGGGCUGGAGGAGAGGCCCCGGGUGAAGCUGCUGUCUCCCGGGUUCGGGAUCGAUAAGUCCCGUCUGCUCGGCCCCGGGUUCCGCUCCAAAGGGUUCGCCAUCACCGACCUGCUGGGCCUGGACUCGGACCUGCAGGUGCGGCCCCGGGCUCCUCCGGGCCCCGGGCUCCUCCUCCGGGCCCCCGGGUCCGAGCCGCUGGGAGCCGGUCCCGGGGGCCUCGCAGGCUUCUCGUUCCCGGGAGGCUCUCUGCCGCUCGGCCUCGGGUUCCUGUGCAGCCUGGCGGCCCAGCAGCCCUGCUUCCUCCCGGGACACCUGCUGCAGGCCCGGCCCGACGGACACUACCUGCAGGGCCUGGAGGCCCAGAGGGACCCGUACUCCGAUGAAGAGUGUCUCUCAGACCGCAACGACCCCAAGAGCUGCACCAACUCCCAGAAGAGGAAGAAGAGGAGGCACAGGACGGUGUUCACGUCUCACCAGCUGGAGGAGCUGGAGAAGGCCUUCCAUGAGGCUCACUACCCGGACGUGUACGCCCGAGAGAUGCUGGCCAUGAAGACGGAGCUGCCGGAGGACAGAAUACAGGUCUGGUUCCAGAACCGGCGGGCCAAGUGGCGGAAGCGGGAGAAGUGCUGGGGCCGCAGCAGCGUGAUGGCGGAGUACGGGCUGUACGGGGCCAUGGUGAGGCACUCCAUCCCGCUGCCAGAGUCCAUCCUCAACUCCGCCAAGAACGGCAUGAUGGGCUCCUGCGCGCCCUGGCUGCUCGGUGAGCCGCGGUCAGUGCCCGCAUCACACACACACAGAAUGCACAAGAAGUCUCUAGAAAUAACCAAAAAGUGUCCCAGCCCUCGGGAGUCGGACUCAACUCGACCCGACGCGUUCUGCGACGCUUCGGAGCGACGCGGCGGCGGCGAGGCUCGGGAGGAGCAGGAGGAGCUGCUGGAGAUGGAGGAUGAGGAGGAGGAGAUGGAGGAGGAGGUGGCCAUCGACCUGUCCAGCUCCUCCAAACAGCAGCAGCAGCAGGAGGAGGCCGGGAGCUCGAUAAGGCCCGCCUCCUCGAUAAGGCCCGCCUCCUCGCCGCGGCGGCAGAGCGGCAGCGAAUCAGACGAGCGCAGCUGA